Molecule: messenger RNA, 2305 nt
Organism: Aspergillus aculeatus ATCC 16872
Lineage: Eukaryota; Fungi; Ascomycota; Eurotiomycetes; Eurotiales; Aspergillaceae
Exons: 3
Coding region: 94-2238 (714 amino acids)
Source: RefSeq, a predicted model, not a curated record
CGCCGCAUAUCCAGAAGGUAACAAUGGGCGGUGCAACUGUAUCCUACCUUUUCUUUCUCUGCAAUCUCAGAGUGACCUCCCUCGGUUGAUAUUAUGGAGAACGAGCAGUCAUAUGUAUCCAUCACCACAGCAGCAAGAAUCUUCUUGGAGUCAGCACAGCAAUGCAUUCAGCAGCCAGUCAACCUGGGGCCCCGGGAGAUCAUGCUUCUUCAGGAUCAGCUCGGACGAUUCUCAAUAUGGGCUUCAGAAACGGGAGUCUUCGCCCCGCGUAGAGCCUCCUUGGACCAUCGCCUUCGUUAUGUCCCCGAGAUUCAACGUUUGGUGCGCGGGCUACUGGAGACCUUGGACGACCAUCUUCACCACUAUGUAUUACAAGAGACUGAGGAGCGCGAUCUAUCGGCCAUAGCAAAAGACCUGACACUGCUGCAUCGACUGUCAAACACGAUUCGGAGAGCCAGCCGCGAAAGCCAAAACCUGCGGGCCGCAGAGCACUUUCGGAUUGAGGACGAGGAGGGUACCGAUGUCGGGGCAGCGUGGCGGGAUACCUUUGCCGCCGAGGUGAUUCGAAGGAAGUGGCCGAAGUGUGAUGAGUGGCUCAGGGAGAGACUGGCAACAGCAAUGUUGCUGCGUAGGAAGCGUGUGCUCUAUCGACGGUUUCGUCAUGGCAGGGCAAGAACGGAGCAGUCGGUGCCCGGGCAAGACGCUGAGGAUCAAGGCCAGGAACCAGAGGCGGAUCACGAGCAUGUUGAGAGAAAAAAGAAAACAUCAACUCGCAGUGCUUCGGGGUCGAGGGCCACCACCUCAGCGACUACGCUGACUCCCGAGCAAUUUAGAAAGGCAUCUGCUCCUUCUGUCGUGGGGAUUACCAGGACCACCCGCAUGAACACCCAAGAAGAGUCUCUAUAUCCUCCCGCGCCAAAAGGUGAGAUCAUCAAGCGGCUUGAGACACUAGAGAAACAGCGGAGCACAUCCAUCGAGGAUGGCGGUCAGCACUCGAGUGGUCAGGAUGCGGAGUUUGGCCGACGAGAGAAGAUUGUUGCAGAUAGGCAGGCGAUGUUAAGGAACUCGGAGGUCGUAUGUCCCUAUUGCUGUUGCACCCUCUCGGGGGCGGAUGUGAUGGACGAUAGCAAAUGGAGGAACCACCUCAAACACGAUCUAGAAGCAUAUGUCUGCCUGUUUGAAGAAUGCGCCACGGAAAUGGUAUUGUAUAGUCACAGUGAGGAAUGGCUCAACCACCUGCGCGAGCACAAGGUUCGAUGGCGCUGCACAGCCAAGGCUCAUGGGAUCCUAAUCUUCGAGGACCAAGCCGACUAUUUAAGCCAUAUCCGGAACAAGCACAAGGGAUCGGAGUCUCAGCUUCGCUACCUGACCGAACGUGGCAGCCAGCCGUCUGGACCGCUCUUCAUAACCUGCCCAUUAUGCAGCGCUGAGGCCGCCAAGUUGAACAUUCCUGUUGAAGACCAUAUUGCAAGUCAUCUCCGGUAUCUAGCCCUUCAGUCGCUGCCGUUCGUGGAAUAUAACGCUCAAGUUUCUGGGGAGGAUGGAUCACUGCAAUCAAGCGACGGCGAAAUAGGGAGCCGCAGCACAUUCGAUGAUGAUUUCGAUGGUGACCUUUCAUUCGACUUGGCUGAGGAGCCCCGGAAAUCACUAGAUUCGGAUCAUGAUGAAGAGCCUUCUUUUGCUCCUGAUCCUCGAUUAAAGCCAACUAUCACAUUUGUUGAGGGAUACGAAGAACUCUUUGAGACAAGUCAAUUGUCCUCUUCGACAAACUCUAUGAUCGAAACUAAAACUGAACAAGUUGACAUCGACAGAACAGUUGAUGCAUUCGAUGAAGCAGCUCAGUCAUAUUCAUCCUCACCAACUGCAAGUCUAGAUAUGAGGUCCAGGGAUUCCGCCAAGGAUGAGGCAAUUGCUCGCCUGGAAAAGUUGAUGAUUGAAGAUAGAGCCGAAAGAUUCGCGCGAGAGGAAACUAAUUCAAGGCUUCGACGAGCAAUAGCCGAAGGAGACACGGCUUCAGAAACCAGGAAACCCAGCGCCACCCGCUCGCAGAAAGGCGCGGGAAACGAGGCUUCAGAUAUCCCACACCGGAAAAGGUCGACCGUCGAGUUCAGGGAUGCAGUAGGAAGGAGAUUGUCGUUUCCAUUUGACGCGUGUCGCACGUGGGAGGUAGAAAAAUUCAAUCCCAUCCGUAGGUUCUUCGCUGAUCGAAAUCGAUUCAGGGCAUUGAAAGUCUCAUAAGGCAGUCCUUUUUAUACAUGGAGGAGCUAGAGUCUCACGUCGCGGCAGGGCAUUAUGAUUUGGUAGG